Sordaria macrospora k-hell is the source of this 1608-nucleotide messenger RNA. Lineage: Eukaryota; Fungi; Ascomycota; Sordariomycetes; Sordariales; Sordariaceae. The record is from RefSeq and is a predicted model, not a curated record.
AUGACCGAGUCGAUAUCGAAACGCGGACGGCAGGCUGAGCCCGAUGCUUCCCAAGAAGGGCCCGCGCCCAAGAAACAGUCAACACGCAAACGGGCCCCCUUGGCUUGCGAAGAGUGCAGGACUCGCAAGAGACGCUGUGAUGGGGCUGUUCCCAUUUGCGGAGGUUGUACCAAGCGUUUGUCUACUUGUGUCUACCAGGCCGAAGUCCAGGAGAAGGCAUGGCACGACAAGAUGCCAAAAACCAGAGGAUUGUUGACGAGCCAACCCACACAGCUCGAGUGCGAAAUGCGUCUCAGGGUCUGGUAUGGCUGCGUCCUGCUAGACCGCGAGAUUUCCAUGUCCUUCGGGCGACCAUUGAUGAUUACCAACGCCAGCAACGACAAACUGCAAUUACCUCAUGCGAUUGAUGACGAGUAUCUCUCUGACAAACCUGGCGCCGAGAGGGGUACUCAACCGCCGGGUCAACAGAGCAUGCUGGAGUCGUACAUCCAGACAAUCAAGCUCUACGACAUUCUGGGGCAAGUCUUGGAUAGGGAAGAGUGGAGGGACGGGUCGGCAUUUGCUAGGGUGGCUCCCGCAGACUUGGGAAGUGUGCCGGAUAACGUGGCUGCAAACACGCAGUCCAUGCUUGACCUAGACACCCUGAUCAUGGAAUGGAUGGAUUCACUUCCCGAGUACCUUCGCUAUGAGCCUUCCCCAGAAAACGAUCGCCGUCAAGACGGUGCUGGAGAUCUGACUCCAGAAAACGAGAUCCCCCCAACCGACUUCACCGCGCAAGCGAAGCGACUUCAUGCAAGAUUCCAUCAUGUCCGCGUUCUCAUACUACGUCCGGCGUUGGAGCAGCUUUUUUGCAAGCAGCGCCGUUCCCAACAGUCUCAGCAGCUUCCGAAGCCAUCCAGGAUAAAGGUUGCCGUUGUGCAAGACCUGAUGCAGUCCGAGAUUGCUGCCCAGUGCGUUCUAUCGGCCGACAGUCUGGUUCGCUGCCUGGCCACUCACAUUCACUCGCAGAGUCUAACGGCAUGGUGGUAUAACAUUGGAUACCUUCACACAGCUGGCAGCACACUUUUAAUGGGACAACUUUGUUCCUUUGGCGGCUCUGCUGUCAGGCCUGAUUCAUUGUCUGCCAGCUGGAAGCUUUGUCUUGAAUGCAUAUCACGCUACACUGGGGUUAGCAGCAUCGCAAACAAGUCAUACCAUCUUUUGAAAGAUAGUGCGAAACACUUGCUAUCAGGGGACAACGUGAGUAGGCAGUAUGGAUCAUUGACUGGGUAUGCUAAAGCCCAACAGGAUCAAGAUUCGGACUCAACGUCACAAAACUACAGGCAGCCAACCCCGUCUCUGAGGCAUUCCGUUUCCCUGGCUAUGGAUUGCUCCGCAGCCAGCACAGACAAUCAGAUGCCAAUGGAUGUCUUGGACCCCUCCGAGACAUGCCUGGCUGCAUGGGAACCCACGGGGGCGGCGGUCGGGAGCAAUUUGCCCCAGAGCCUCAACAGUGACGCAUGGACUGCAACCGACCCGUCAGGAAGCGCAUAUUGGCCAUUUGUGCCAUUUUUCUCUCAGCUCGAAUCGUUGCCGUCGGAUUUUGACCUUUCGGCUCUAGAUACAUGA